Messenger RNA from Blastomyces dermatitidis ER-3, 4539 nucleotides. RefSeq names its product SprT family metallopeptidase. The coding region runs from base 446 to 3046 and encodes 866 amino acids. Gene Ontology annotation, cellular component: nucleus. The record is from RefSeq and is a predicted model, not a curated record. Lineage: Eukaryota; Fungi; Ascomycota; Eurotiomycetes; Onygenales; Ajellomycetaceae. The transcript is spliced from 2 exons.
CCUCAGGUGAGAAUUAGUUUACAUCUAUUGUUCUCCCUCCCCCCCCCCCCCCGGGCAAUAAACCUCUUCUGUGUUGAAUCACUGGCUCACCCUCUAAACAAAGGCAGCGAUAUGCGAUAGCAGCAGUGACUGAUCAUUAUUUUAAUUAUUCCUUAACGACGCACGGACGAAUCGAACCGGGUAUAUACGAGUAACUGACUAUUUUUGCGGGUGCGUGGGUUUGGUUUUGUGUGUAUAUAGCGAGGAACUAGGAGAGAGACAUAAACGGGAAGGGGGAGGCAUUGCUGCGGGAACUCGAGUUGGUUUGAUUUGAUGUUCAAAACAUACAUACAUCAUAUAAGGGUGAAAGCUAUCGCGCACCCGACACAUUCCGCACAGCGAGAGCGGGGGAAAAUAAUUAAGAAAGCAAGGGAAAAGGGAAAUAGGAAAUAGGAAAUAGGGAAAGAUGGCACGACUCAGCCGCGCGCCGCCUAAGGGUGUGGUGGUGGAUAUUAGAGAGGAUUCCGACGUUGGGGAUACAGAUGGCUCCUCCGCCUACGAGAAGAACCGGGGGAAGAACGCUUCGAGGACACCACCUAGGGCUAGGCGUGGAGGUAUCACGCGUGCGUUGAAGGCGGUUGUAGCUACAAACGCAACUAUAGAUACUGGCGCUGGCAGAGGUACAACGGCGAAAGUGCACGGAACAAAAGCAAAUCCGAAACCCUUGCGCGGUACUAGAAGUCCUACGAAGACGAGAACAGAUGCACAUAGCAAACCCACGGCCUCCACAGCCUCCGACGACGACCAUCAUGAUGAUAGAGACACCCCGUCCCCACCCCGCCCCACAGCGCAAACACCUCGAAGCAGCGGUCACCACAGCCAACGACGCCAGCUAAGACCCCGACACACGAACUCGCUCCUCAUGCCGUUCCCCGCGGCGAUUGGAAGGUAUGAUGGCCUGACGCCGGGAAGGGGAUUGGGGGAUGUCGAGAAUGCGCCGUUGCCGGGGCAGUUGGAGGAGUAUAAGUAUGGGGCUGGGGCUAGGGUUGGGGAGGGGAGGAGGGAUAAAGAGGGGGGGAAUGGCAGGGGGAGUAGUGGUGGUGGUGCUGAUGGCGCUGGCGUGAGGGAAGUGAAGGAGAUGACGGGGAGACAUGAAUGGAGGGAGCAGGGGGGCGUUGAGUCGGAGGAGGAAGAGAAAGAGAAAGAGGAAGAAGAGGAAGAAGAAACUGAUGAAUUUGACUCGUUGGAUGAUUUUAUCGUUGGGGACGAUGAGGAUCUCAGUUAUUUCGACGAAUCCAGUUUGACUGGGAGCGAUGGAGAUGGAGAUGGAGAUGAAGAGGAGGAUGAAUAUGUCGCCAAACCCCGCUCGUCGCCCAGGAAGCUUUUUAGGGGAUUACGGCCAACACCAGCAUCAAUAACACCGAAAGCACUGUUUCGAGACAAAGGGGUUGUUGCUCGUGGAGGGAAUAACACAGACCCUACUAGAACUGGUGUUGGCGGUGGUGGUGUGAAUUCACAUCUUUCUGUGAAUGAUGUGAAGGCGAGAUCCAACAGGUCAACACCACACUCUUUGUUUGAUAGCAGUAGCGAUGAUAGCGAGGAUGACAGCGAUGAGCAGAAUGUGGUGAUUCCAUUGUUGCCGAAGAAAUUCGAUCUGAAGCCUCCUGCAUCGCUUACUGGCUCAAAAAAACCAAUCUCUCCGAAGAAAAAUAGGGGCAUUGAUCACGAAUCUAUUGGUGGAAGUAUGGAAGGCUCCCAGCCGUCAUCCUCUUCCAGGUCAGGGGAAUCAGAGAACCGGACAGCGGUCAUCGUCACUCCGCCAUCCAGUCCUUCAAAACUUCGCCUAUACUCGCCCUCUAAAAGCAAGAGCCGGAUCCCACCCACCCCCCAUCGACCCAGCAUAGACGCUUUCUGGAGCCAAGAUAUCAUCAACGAAUGGAACGACCAGUACUCUCCUAGGAAAAUGAAUACCCCACGCAGAGGUCUUGAGAGGUUCCACAUAUACUCAGAUAACGAAGACAGUAGCAAGGGGAUCAUGUCCAACAGACGCUCCACCUCACCGCAGUCAUCACCCUCGAAGAGCCCAAUUAAAGGUCCCCCUUCGAAUAAGGCCGCAGCCGCUGCAGCUGCGGCGGCAAAGAAGGCCCUCGCAGCUCAGAAGAAAGAGUUCGACGAGAAGAAAAUACGGAUGGCGGAGGAGUUCUUUAAGGCUCUCGACGACGCUGUGACGGGUGGGGAGAUACAGAAACUCGCUGCAGCUGCGGGAGGGGUGAAGAUUAUCUGGAGCAAGACCCUAAACACUACGGCUGGCAGGGCAAAUUGGAAGCGCGAGACUGUCAGGCAGAAGCCGUCUUUAGUGCCUGUUCAGCAAACGGAAUCGAAACAGCAGGCGACAUCGUCAUUAUUAUUAUCUGCUGCUGCCUGUCAUGAAGAUAACGUUUCAACGACGACGACCACUGCAGCGGAUAGCAGCAAGUCAACACUCACGGGUACAUCAAGCAGCACCGGCAGCAACACCAGCGCCGGUAGCAAAAUCAAUGCAAUCCCUCUAACUCCGGCCCUCCUCGCCCCCAUACGCCACUACGCCUCCAUCGAACUCGCCUCAAAAGUCAUAGACAGCGAAGACCGCCUUCUCAACACCCUCGCGCACGAAUACUGCCACCUAGCCAACUUCAUGAUCUCUAAUGUGCGCAAUAACCCGCACGGCAUCAGCUUCAAGCAGUGGGCGGCCAGGUGCGAGCAGGCGCUAGCUGCGCAUCCUCUCUAUGGCUGUGCAGAUGGGGGUACGGGUACGAAGACGAAAAUUCGCAUUACGACGAAACACUCGUAUGUCAUCCAUUAUAAGUACUUGUGGUGUUGUGUGGAGUGUGGACAUGAGUAUGGGCGGCAUUCGAGGAGUAUUGAUGUGAAGAAGAGUCGGUGUGGGAGGUGUAAGGUGGGUGAGUUGGUGCAGGCUCGGCCGAAGCCUAGGGGGAUGAAGGGGAAGGUGGUGGGGCCUGGUGUAAAGGGCAUGGGGGCUGUUGAGGGGGUUACGAAGUCAAUGGGAGGGGUGCAUUUGGAUAUGUAGUGAUGGAGUCGUCAUGUACGUACAUGCGUGCGCAUUCCAUCCAUUUGUAUUGGUAUUGGUGUUUGUGUUGUUUCGUGGAGAUUUAAGGUGGACCCUAUGGAUGGAUAUUUGGUACGUAUUCUCGGGCUUGUGAUGGAUUGAAAUGCCGGUUUGGAAAAUGUCUGUUGAUAUGAUAUGUGAAAUGAUGUGUACGGAACGGGGAUUUUUUUAGUAGGGGAAGAGUUAACACUAGAAGGUCUGGCCUUCACGUCGAUCGAGGUGACGCAGUUGCAUGCUGUACAUUAUUUGAACUGCUCCCUCCCUUGUUGAAGGUGUAUGUUUUAUGAGAGAGACGGACGGGGUCUUGAUCUUGUUGUACUCUUUUGUACAUAGCAUGUUCUGCAGGAAUGACUGGUCCAUAUUUCCUUGCUUCCUUUAAUGAAGUUUCAAAUAUUGCGUUCUUUUAAAUUCUAUCUUCUCUCCAUUUGCUAAAAGGGUGCGGUAGGAUUUUAUCUGAUAUCAUUCAUUGUUGCUCGACUUCCCUCGACGAAACUAAAAGAAACAGGUGAUAUACUCCGAGAAUGAUGCGAUUUCAAUCGUCCCCCUAUUCACUAUCAUCCUCGUCCUCCUCCUCCUCAUCAUCAUCAUCAUCCUCAUCCUCCUCCUCACUAUCCGCAUUCACCAACCACUCAAUAAACGGCUCCGUCUGCCUCCUAACCCUCUUCAACCCCUCACUCGCCACCCCCCUCUCAUCCGCCCACCACUGCUCAAAUGCCUCCUCCUCCACCGUCUCCAAAUCAUACAAUUCCUUCGCCAUAAACAACAACACAGUCUCCCCGCGACUCCUCUCCACCAACUCCUGCUGAAUCAAUAAUAGCAAAUCAACCUGAUCGGGCUUCCGCACUGGCUCGUCCCGAUCAAACACAAUCCGCUCCAGGAUAUCCUUGUAUUUGGUAAGGACCUGCUUGACGGCAUCGCUGGCGCUGAGCGAGGGCUGCGAGGGCGAGGGGGAGGGCGCGUCCAUGAGUUGCUGGAUGCGUUUGAGGAAGGCGGUCACGACAGCGCGGCGCACCUGGUGCUCGGAAGCGUUGGCGCUCAUGCGCAGGCCGACGAGCUCGAGCUGCACGACGUCGGCGCUGAGGCCGUCGCGGAGCCCGUCGUAAAUGCUGUUGACGGCGUCGUGGUGGAAAUGGGUGCGGUCGCCGUCGUCGUCGGAGACGGAGGCGCCGAAGCUACCGCUUCGGUAGAGGGGGGAGAAGUCGUCAUCUGAGAACUCGGACGAGAGGGUGGAGAUUGAGGCGGUGGAGAGGGAGAGGGAGGCCAUGUUGUAUACUGUAUCUGUGUGGUUAGUAAAUAAAUCGUGUGCUGUAUUGGUAUAAAAAAGGGAGAAGGGAAAUAUAAAAUAAAUAGAAAAUAAAAUAAAAUAAAAUAAAAAAACAGAGGAACACCUACAUAAGCCAGAUGAAGAAACGCUUUCAUCAUCGUUCUCAUCAUCCUCAUCCUCCUCGCGGGAG